AUGGGUCAGAAACGAAAGGCUUCUGCGGGAGCCUCGCCGCAUUCAAAGAGGAUACAAAAAGAGACUGUGCUGGACCACAAUGAUCCCAUCUAUGAGGAGACGCAUCCCGAUCCAGAGUACUUGUCUGAAAAUGAUAGCCAAAGCUUCGCCAGUGAUAUCCCGCUCGAAACCCCAGCGACACCAAUCUCCGUGACGUCGAGCAGAUAUCCAUCAGAACUCAAAACCCAUCUCUGUCCCUAUGAGGACUGUACAAAAGCAUUCAACCGACCGGCACGACUCCAAGAGCAUCUGCGCUCGCAUAACAACGAGCGGCUUUUUACCUGCCCACAAGGUGGCUGCGACAAGACCUUCCUCCGAGCAUCGCAUCUCAAUCACCACAUCAAAAGCGCUCACACCGGUGUUCGAGACUACGUUUGCGAUCGUCCAGGUUGUGGAAAGAGCUUCGUGACAGGCUCACGACUUCGUCGACAUCUAGCAGCACACGAUGGAAGAGACAAGUACCGCUGCACGGAGUAUCCGCCUUGCAAUGAGACGUUCCGGAAGCACACGACGCUCCAAAAACACAUCAUGACGGCGCAUUUGAAACAGAAACCCUUUCCAUGUCCGCAUGUUGAUGGAGCGACGGGGCAGAAAUGUCCAAUGGCGUUUGAGACGGCUGGACAUCUCCGAGCGCACGAGAGCAGGCUUCAUACGGAGAAACGGUUCACCUGCACGGAAUGUUCUCAGCGAAUGGACAUCGGUCAGAACGAAAGCGACUCCGCUGUGACCUUUCCUACAUACGCACUGCUACAAGCACACAUUCGCACCGCCCACCCCCCACGAUGUCCAAACUGUCUCGUCACCUGCUCUACAUCCCGAGAACUGCGCCGCCAUCUGGAAGUCGCCCACGGCGACGUCAGCGUCGAGGAACGAAAGGUCUUCCCGUGCACCAUUCCUGGAUGCGAUCGCAGCUUCACGAAGAAAGGAAACCUAACCGUGCACAUCCGAACCGUGCACGAGGGCGAGAAACGCUUCGCCUGUGGCGAGACCGAUCUCUCCACGUCUAAGAAAGUCGCCGGCUGGGACGGCUUUGGCUGCGGAAAGCGAUACGGCACGAAGCUCGCCCUGGAAGAGCAUAUCCGUACUGCGCAUCUGGGCUUCCCGAAUGCCAAAGCAGUACGCCGGCAGCGAUUGGGCCAAGGGCAAAACCACAACCCCACGACCAACACCAACACCAACACCCCAUCAACCCUAGCCGCGCUUACAGGCUCUGGAUACGCGCAAGAAACAGGACGACACAUCGCCUGCUUCAUCGACUCGUGCGCGCACAGAUUCCACCGCGAUUACGAUCUUUGGGUGCACAUGGGCGGUAAACACGGUUGCUCGGAGGACGAGAUUCGCGAUCUCUUCCUACGACGAGCAUUAUUAUCCACAAAUGACGAUGGCCAGCAGCAGCACGGCGCGGAGGUCUUCGGAAUCUACGGAUACGAGUUGGACCCUGAUCCUUACGAGUCGUAUAUCCCUGCCCCUGCUCCCGGCGAAGCGAUGCAGGACACACAAGAUGCAAAAGAUGAGAUACCCCCUGAUAAUGACAUGGCGCUUAUUGACCCUGUUUUGGCGUACAACUUGAUGAAUUAG
Molecule: messenger RNA, 1617 nt
Organism: Aspergillus chevalieri
Lineage: Eukaryota; Fungi; Ascomycota; Eurotiomycetes; Eurotiales; Aspergillaceae
Gene: PZF1
Product: C2H2-type zinc finger protein
Exons: 2
Coding region: 1-1617 (538 amino acids)
Biological process (GO): regulation of transcription by RNA polymerase II
Cellular component (GO): nucleus
Source: RefSeq, a predicted model, not a curated record